Hibiscus syriacus is the source of this 1011-nucleotide messenger RNA. RefSeq names its product probable small nuclear ribonucleoprotein G. The record is from RefSeq and is a predicted model, not a curated record. Gene Ontology annotation, biological process: spliceosomal snRNP assembly; mRNA splicing, via spliceosome. Gene Ontology annotation, molecular function: RNA binding. Lineage: Eukaryota; Viridiplantae; Streptophyta; Magnoliopsida; Malvales; Malvaceae. Gene Ontology annotation, cellular component: precatalytic spliceosome; U4 snRNP; P granule. The transcript is spliced from 4 exons. Bases 64 to 306 code for a protein of 80 amino acids.
CCAAGUAUCGUUUUUGCUGCCCCAAAACCUUAUUCUCCUCUCUCAAGCAAAAUUUCUAUCGCAAUGAGCAGAUCCGGGCAGCCUCCAGAUCUCAAAAAGUAUAUGGACAAGCAGCUCCAGAUCAAGCUGAAUGCCAAUCGCAUGGUCGUCGGUACGCUUUGUGGGUUUGAUCAGUUUAUGAAUCUAGUGGUUGACAACACGGUAGAGGUGAAUGGAAAUGAGAAAACUGAUAUAGGCAUGGUGGAGAGUCUCGUAUACCUUGCUCAAUGUUUAAAUUGCCAUUCAUGUGUAUGCUUUCAUCUUUAGCCUCAUUUUAUUAAUUGAUAUUAAUCUGCCGCAGGUUAUCAGAGGAAAUAGUGUCGUUACUGUUGAAGCACUAGAACCUGUAGGCAGAAUGCAGUGAUUUCCGGUUCUUCGAUUGGAAAUGCGGAAUUCACUUCGAUUGGAAAUGUGGAAUUCACUUGAUGGCCCGAAGUUGAACCCAAAUUUACAAGACCCAACAGCUAGCCCGAAGACCCGGUUUCAACCCAAAUUCGAAUCCAGCUUCCAUUGGCAUGCGUACACAUCACCGCUCAGUUCCACCAAGCCAAUGUUCCAGACGUCGUCGAACCACCGACGAGCCAACGUUCCAGUCUUUGCCGAGCCACCAUCGUCAUCAUCCACCUACAAACAAAUCCCACACAAAAAUCCAUUUAAACCACUGAAUAUUAAAACCCAUCAUCCAAAUCCCACUUAAAUACCAAAUCCAUUAAAAAACUAAACCCAAAUCACUAAACCUAAUCCACUAAACCUACCCACUAAACCUAAAAAACAUUUACCUACUCAACCACUACCACCACUAGAGGUCAUGAAGCAAUUGGAAAAUUAUAAAUGGGAGAAGCUCCAUUUGAACCGGGGGGAGAAAAAAAACAAAGGGGGUCGAGCAUUGGGUUUAUAGCAACUUUGUUCUUCAAUAUUUAGGGUAAAUCACGGUUUGAUCCAUGCCCUAUAAAUCACCGUGCUUUUCAUUUC